Colletotrichum truncatum is the source of this 1257-nucleotide messenger RNA. Its product is annotated as amidohydrolase. NCBI's taxonomy places the organism in Eukaryota, Fungi, Ascomycota, Sordariomycetes, Glomerellales, Glomerellaceae. Gene Ontology annotation, molecular function: hydrolase activity, acting on carbon-nitrogen (but not peptide) bonds. The record is from RefSeq and is a predicted model, not a curated record.
AUGGCCAUGCACUCGCCGGCGAUGUCUCUACCAGCAGAUGUCCUAAUCCGCGCAAGGGCAGUAGAAACACUAUACAGCGGCAUUCCAACACAGAAAGCUAUUGCAAUCAGAAAUGGCCGAAUCAUGGCAGUCUCGGAGGAUGCCAACCAAUUGGACUACCUCAUCGGGGACAAGACCAUUAUUAUAAACAAGCCCGAGUCAACGGUCCUGCCUGCCUUCAAUGAUACACAUACUCACUUGAUUUUUGCUGGCUUAAGUCAGUUCGACGUCCCCGUGCAUGACGUUCGCGAUCUUGGCGAACUUCUAGGCCGCCUGAAGCACCGGGCGGCCGUUUCCUCGGAAGGUGAAUGGAUAUGUACAGCAACAGACUGGCAGGAGUUCAACUUGAAGGAAAAGCGGCUUCCAACGCUCAAAGAGCUCGACACAAUUUCAACCAAGCAUCCAAUCAUGGUCCGACGAGGUGGCCAUAACGUAGUGGUCAACUCCGUAAUUAUUGACAUGAUUGGGGUCACAGCGGACACACCAUCGCCCCCAGGUGGUCUUAUCGGAAAAGAAAAGGAUGGAUCCCUCAAUGGACUGUUUCAGGACUCAGCUCUGGUGCUCAUGGAGAGCGUCAAACCAUCCCCAAACCUUGAAGAACGCAUUGCCGGCCUCGAACAUGCAUCGGCAUCGUAUGCAGCUACAGGGACAGGCUGUGUCCGCGACUGCUUUGUUUCCCUCGCCGACCUCAGAGUAUUGAAGGCGGCCUAUGAUGCCGGGAGACUGAAUGUACGCGUACGAGCAUUGGUUCCUACACUCGGUUGCACCACGGCGGCCCAAGUGGAAGAACUUCUUGAGAAGAUGGAACAGUGGAGAUGUCUCCAGAACGAGCAAUGGCUUUCCGUCUGGGGCGUUAAGUUCUUGGUCGACGGUGGCAUUGAGGCCGCAGCUACCAAAGACCCAUAUGUUGUGGUGCCUCCUGGGCAAGAGUGCUGUCUACCCUCUGGGUACCAUGGUAUCACGCUUUGGGAGACAAGCAACCUUGUUGAAGCAAUGAGCGUGGUUAUAACACGAGCUUGGAAGAUUGGCACACACGCUUAUGGGGACAAGGCUAUCUCACAAGUUCUAGACGUCUACGAAAUACUUCUGCAACGGUUUCCCUUUCUUCAAAUUGGAUCUUUGGUUCUUGAGCACGGAGGCUUAGCGUCUGAACAACAGCAACAAUGUUACGACCCGUUAGAUACACCUAACAGGACCCACUCGGUUGGGCGGUUAUGA